GUCUUCUUCGCAACUAAGCAAGAUUUCACCAUCGAUUAGUUCACCAAAGAACGCAGAUUUCAGCUCAAUUCAUCGCAAACAUUGCACAAAUUUCUCUCUCCCCAUUCAUUCCUGAUUCUUCAACACCUCAUCACCAUGCCACCGAAGAAGGCCACCGCGCCUGCGAGCGUGCCGAAACGCGCCGCUCCCAAGAAGGCAGCCCCUGCUGCCAAAGCCAGGCCUAGUGCUUCUUCCGCUGCGAAGAAGGAAACCAAGCCUGUUGCCGCCACAGUGAAGAAGGAUGCGAAGGCUACUACACCUGCUCCCCGUUCGAAGCGCCAAACCGCUGCCCUGAAGCGCAAGGCCGACGAAGACUCGAUCGAAGCAGCUGCAGAGGCCUCUCAGCCAAAGAAGGCAAAGGCCCCUGCGCCGAAGACGAAGGCUGCCGACCAGGCACCUGCCGCCAAACCUGCCGCCAAACCUGCCGCGAGAAAGAUCGCCGCUCCUCGCACUACCAAGAAGACUGCGGCUGCAGCUGAUACUGCGGUCCCGAAGCAGCCCAAGAAGACCACCACCACGGGCGAGUCCGACAAAGAGAACGAGGGUACUGAGUCUGGCCAGACCAAGGCCAACACCAAGCGCAAGAGGGCCCCCGACGCCCAAGCCGAGGGCGACGAGGAGUCCGCUGCCGAGGAGGAGAAGCCCGCCCCUCCUGCCAAGAAGGCCAAGAAGGCCGCUGCUCCCAAGCCUGUGGCGCCUAAGAGGAAAGUCGGAAAGAAGAUCAACAAGGCGCCCACCGUACCUCUCCAUGUGUUUGUGUUUGGCGAGGGCAGCUCUGGAGAGCUCGGCCUCGGCAGCGUCAAGGUCGACGGAAAGAAGCCCAUCGACGUCAAGCGCCCCCGGGUCAACCAUAACCUCUCCGCUAAGGAUGUCGGCGUCGUACAGCUUGCCUGCGGCGGAAUGCACGUCGUCGCGCUUACCAAGGACAACAAAAUCCUCACCUGGGGCGUCAACGAUCAAGGCGCGUUGGGACGCGAUACCACUUGGGAAGGUGGCCUUCGUGAUGCGGAUGCGGAUGAUUCCGACGAUUCUGAUUCGGAGGACUCGGGGCUCAGCCCCAAAGAGAGCACGCCCACCGAGGUUGAUCUGACAAACAUUGAACCUGAGACCAAGUUCGUCCAGGUUGUUGCCAGUGACAGUGCCUCGUUCGCACUGACUGAGGAUGGCGUUGUUUAUGGCUGGGGAACAUUCAGAAGCAGUGAUGGUAUCCUCGGAUUCACCGACAAGACUCUUGUUCAGAAGAUCCCCGUGCUCCUCCCCGAUCUUAAGGGAAUUACUCAGCUCGCUGCCGGCUCCAACCACAUUCUUGCUCUCGACAACAAAAGCAAGGUCCAAGCCUGGGGCUGUGGUCAGCAGAACCAGCUCGGUCGCAAAGUAUUCGAGCGCGAGAUCAAGUCGUCGCUCCGACCCAAGGGCAUCGGCAACCUGCCCAUCCGUGGCGCUAAGCCCGUCAGGGUCGCUUGUGGAUCGUACCACAGCUUCGUGCUUGACCAGGAAGGCCGCGUCUUUGCUUGGGGUCUGAAUAACUACGCCGAGCUCGGCAUCGAGGACAGUGCCGGUGAGGAUGACGCCGCUCAGCUGAAGCCGCGUCUCGUCGAAUCCUUGACCGACUUCAAGAUCGCCGACAUUGCCGGGGGCGAGCACCACUCGUUGGCUUGCACUGAUGACGGCAAGCUCCUGACUUGGGGUCGUAUUGACGGCCAUCAAGUUGGUUUGCCCAACGAGAAGUUCACCGAGGAGAAUACCAUCUUCGACGAACGUAACAAGCCCCGCAUCCUGAAGGAGCCUACCGUUGUGCCUGAUGUUCCUUCGGUCGCCUUAGUUGCUGCCGGAACCGACCAUAGCUUCGCCAUUACCACAAAGGGGAAGGCCUACUCCUGGGGUUUCUCGGCGAAUUACCAGACUGGUCAAGGAACCGAUGAUGACAUUGAGGUUCCCACACUGGUCGACAACUCUGUCGUCCGGGAGAAAAAGCUCGUCUUUGCCGGUGCCGGCGGCCAAUUCUCGAUCUUGGCUGCUGCUGCCGAAGAGCUGGCAACCGAGUCGGCUUAAUCAACCUCCAACCCUUCUCCCCCGGCGCGUGCCCCGGGUCAUAACGAGCCCAGCACAUGCAUCCAUGAGCUCCACUCGCAGAGUUACGAGAGCGUGAUCUUCCAACGCCUAGGACCGAGUACUAAUUCAACCAUGCUGUGGUUGA
This is a messenger RNA of Phialemonium atrogriseum, 2236 nucleotides long. RefSeq names its product GDP GTP exchange factor for Gsp1p Gsp2p. Bases 136 to 2091 code for a protein of 651 amino acids. Gene Ontology annotation, cellular component: cytoplasm. The transcript has 3 exons. The record is from RefSeq and is a predicted model, not a curated record. Lineage: Eukaryota; Fungi; Ascomycota; Sordariomycetes; Cephalothecales; Cephalothecaceae. Gene Ontology annotation, molecular function: guanyl-nucleotide exchange factor activity.